CUGACGUCGAUCAGCCGAUUGGGCUGGGUUCGUGGCUGAGCCCCGGUUUUGUCGUCACUCAUUGUCCAACUUGCUCGUGCCAACCAACACCGUUACCUUUUGCACCUCCCAAGCAUUCUCCUCCAGCGCGUUUGACGACCUCGGCGUCCGGAUACCGAACCAUUUAUACCGAACAAUCCAAGUUUGCAAUUAUUAGUCUGCCAAGAUGUCGUGGGCGGGGUUCAAGAAGAAUGUGAACCGCGCGACGACGCAGGUGAUGAUGAAGACGGGGCACGUGGAGAAGACGAACGACCGAGAUUAUGAAGUUGAGGAGAGACGAUUUAAGACAAUGGAAGCGGCAUCGCUGCGACUGCAGAAAGAGUCGAAGGGUUACCUGGACUCGCUAAGAGCUAUGACGGCAUCGCAAAUGCGAAUCGCGGAAACAAUAGACGCAUUUUACGGUGACGCGGGCGCCAAGGACGGUGUUAGCAGAAGCUACAAACAAGCGGUGGAGGAUCUGGAUGCCGAGACCAUCAAAGCCCUGGACGGCCCCUACCGAACGACCGUCCUCGACCCAAUCGGUCGUUUCUGCGCCUACUUCCCCGACGUCAACGAGUGCGUCAAGAAGCGCUCCCACAAGCUCCUGGACUACGAUGCCCUUCGCGCAAAGGUCAAGCGCCUUGUCGACAAGCCCGACAAGGAUGCCACGAAGCUCCCACGUACCGAGAAGGAGAUGGAGAUGGCUAAGGCCGCGUACGAGCAGCUGAAUGAGCAGCUCAGCACUGAGUUGCCGCAACUCAUUGACCUCCGCGUGCCGUACCUCGACCCUAGCUUCGAGGCGCUCGUCAAGAUUCAGUUGCGAUUCUGCGCGGAAGCGUACUCGCGCAUGGCGCAGGUCCAGCAGUACCUGGAUGCAGACACUAGAGAUCAGUACGCCGAAGGACAACUGGACGCCAGGGUAGAGGAGGUACUGCAGGAGAUUCGGGAGUUGAGUAUCAGCGGCACGGUGUAGACUGGAGGAAGCUUGAGCGUCUAAUUUGAAACACUUGGGAAUGGCGUACGGAAAGGGUGCUAGCUGCUCUUGCAGACAUUUGGUAUCGCGUUGACGAAUACACGAAUAGACAACCUGUUUGCUUGACUUUCUAUCUUGGAAAGUCGGAUUAGAGUUGAACCAACGAUACUAAUUCUUGGGGGUCGUGUGCCAUG
This is a messenger RNA of Ilyonectria robusta, 1185 nucleotides long. Its product is annotated as BAR domain-containing protein. The transcript is spliced from 5 exons. The record is from RefSeq and is a predicted model, not a curated record. Bases 206 to 991 code for a protein of 261 amino acids. Gene Ontology annotation, biological process: actin cortical patch localization; endocytosis; plasma membrane tubulation. Gene Ontology annotation, molecular function: lipid binding; protein binding. Gene Ontology annotation, cellular component: Rvs161p-Rvs167p complex; mating projection tip; medial cortex. NCBI's taxonomy places the organism in Eukaryota, Fungi, Ascomycota, Sordariomycetes, Hypocreales, Nectriaceae.